This is a messenger RNA of Camelina sativa (false flax), 1218 nucleotides long. NCBI's taxonomy places the organism in Eukaryota, Viridiplantae, Streptophyta, Magnoliopsida, Brassicales, Brassicaceae. The record is from RefSeq and is a predicted model, not a curated record.
AUGACAAGAAUGUCUCAUCUUCCAAGAGAUUUGGUAGAAGAGAUACUCUCUAGGGUUCCGAUGACAUCUCUGAUGGCAAUACGAUCCACUUGCAAAGAGUGGAACGCUUUAUCGAAAAGUCGGAUCUUUGGUAAAAAAGCAGCAAGGAAGCAGUAUUUUUUAGGGUUCAUUAUGAUGGAUUAUAGGGUUUGCUCGUUGAAAUUCGAUUUCCAAAACUUGGUUGAUCCACUUAGUAUAAAGAAAGUAGGAGGUAUACUUAACCAAGUCGAGAUAACUAAAGUCUUUCAUUGUGACGGCUUACUCCUAUGCGUCACUAAGGACAACUCAAGGCUUGUGGUAUGGAAUCCCUAUUUGGGGCAAACUAGAUGGAUCCAACCUAGAAUUAACUUCCACAGCUUAGACAGGUAUGCUCUCGGAUAUGACAAGAACCGUAACCACAAAAUCUUGAGGCUUUUCCGUGAUACAGAUAGCAGAAGCCAAGUUUUGUGUUAUGAAGUCUACAAUUUUAGCUCUAAUUCAUGGAAGGUUUUUUAUGACACUGCCGACUGGGAUAUAGAGUUACGUCAACACGGCGUGUCUUUGAAAGGAAAUACAUAUUUCUUGGCUGAAAAUAAAAUAAGAGGUGCAAGAAUGGAAGAGAUACAGAUUCUACUCCCUUUUGAUUUUACAAUGGAAAAAUUUGGACCACCGCUGCCUCUGCCGUUUCCCUCCUUUGUUUCAGGGAGGUUUAAAUCUAUAUCUUGUGUCAGAGACGAGCAGCUUGCGGCAUUACAUCUAAACUGGCGGAAGUAUCCUCGUCCCACAGUGGAGAUUUGGGUUACGAAUCAAAUUAGUCUCGGUUCAGUGUCGUGGAGCAUGUUUAUGAGUCCGACCUCUAGUUGUGGCGCCGUUAGUAAUCUAGCUGGGAGUUUCUUCAUUGACGAGGAGAAGAAAGUUGCUGUGUUUUUCGGUCAAGACAACAAAUUUCAACUGACCAAGACCCGUUGCAACCAAACAGCCAACAUAAUUGGACAAGAUGGAUACUUCAAAUCUGUGAAUAUCGGAGAGGCUCCAAAGAUCAUACAACGUAACAUAUUUGGAGAUAUUGAUUCGAUCAUAUAUUGUCACCCACUUGUGUGCUCUUCUUCUUAUGUUCCAAGUUUAGUGGACCUGCAAAUCAACCAACCUCAGCCUCAGGUCAUAAGGAAAGAUAUCGAUUCUUAUCAUCUAAAUUUGUAA